GUGGGGCUGCACGUGCAACUCCCUUGGUCCGGACUGCGUGCUCGGGAUGCAGGGAUCUCUUGGGGUUCUUUUGGGGGAGGGAUAUGGGGACUGCAUCCAUCACAUUUGGGGUUGGAAUCUGGGGCUCCUCACAUUGCCCUCGGGGUCAGGACGCAGGGACUGCCUGCAUCCUGCUAUGGGACCCUCGCAUGGAACUCAGGGGCAGGACAGGGGGACAUUCACAUUGCACUUGGGAUCAGGACACUGGGACUGUGGUGUCAGGGUUGGAACACGGGGACCUUUGUCCUGGGGUCGGGGUCAGGCUGUGGGGAGCCCUGCAUGGCACCUGGGGUCACAGAGGGACAGGCCACAGGGGGCUGGGACACGGGGACCCUUGUGUUGGGUCUGGGAUGCAGGAUCCUCACGUUGGGAUUGUGGUCAGGACUUCGGGACCCUUUUGUUUGGGCCGGUAUGGAAGAACCCUUGUGACGGGGAGGACCUGGGGACAUCUGCAUUGGCGUCAGGACUUGGGGAACUCCCUGCAGGGACUGGAAACAGGGACAGUGGGGGCAGGUUGUGUCUGUCCCCUCCCUCCUCGCAGGGACGGUGACCAGGGACCACAUCCAGGCUCCCACCGACUGCUCCAGCACCACCGCCCCCAGGGGGCUCCGGAUAAUUCACAUGUGGCACCGGAGCUGCUUAACCCCAUCCUGAUCCAGCCUUCACCCCCAAAACCCCACUGCCAUGAAGAAGAAGCCGUCCAACGGGCGGGGGCCGGACCCUGCGGCCCCCCAACAGCGAGCCCGGGGUGUCACCAAGCCAGCAGAGGACGGGUGGGUUUUGCCCCCCCAGUACGUGGGUUCCUUCGUGGUGGAGGAGCUGGACCUGCAGCAGGGGGGGCGGCUGGAGGAGCAGCUGCGGGCACUGAAGGACUGUCCCAGGAGGAGGUUGGUGGUGCUGAGGUUCAGUUUGCAGGGUUUGAAGGUCUACGGCGCUGACGGGGAGACCCUGCUGAUGGCCCACGCUCUCCGCCGGAUCCUGUACAGCACGUGCAGCCUCGCCGACCGCCAGUUCGCCUUCGUGGCCCGCAACCCCCACAGCCCCCCCAGCGCCCUCUUCUGCCACCUCUUCGUGGGGCUCCCGGGAGAGGUCCAGACCCUGCACCUCCUGCUCUGCCGCUGCUUCCAGCUCUGCUACCUCCUGGCGCACCCCGAGGAGCAGGCGGGCGAGGGGGAGCCCCCGGGGCCGGGGGUGCUGCGGGAGCCCCUCAACCCCGACGAGGUGUCUCGCAACGUCAACGCCCUGGUGUCGUUCCGGCGCCUGCCCGUGCCCGCCGGCCCGGGCUCGCUGGGCACAGGGCACGUCAUCAAACAGCACGAUUUACAGGACCGGCGGCCGGAGGCAGAGGGCAGAGCCGGCUCCUGGCGCCCGGGGAACCCCUACUGCUCCCCGGUGCUGGUGCGCAAGAAAGCCAUUCGCAGCAAAGUGCUGCGCUCGGGGGCCUACCGGGACUGCGGGGCCGAGGGGCAGCUCCACCAGCCGCCCCGCGACGCCGCGGCGGCGGGAUGGGAGAGCAAAGGCGCGCGGAGCUUGGCCCUCCUGCCCGAGAACGAGAGCGUCCUGGCCGAGAGCGUGUGGGCCUUCGCCGGCAUCGCCAGGGACGCGGGGGUCGCGCUGCUCCGGCGGGACGUGCCCGGAGCCUUCCUGCUGCGCCCCGAGCCCGGGCUGCCCAAGCGCUGGUGCCUGUGGGUGCGGGCGCCCUGCGGCGUCGUGUCCUACGGCCUCCUCAGGACACACCAGGGCAGGUUCUGCGUGGAGCACUCCAACGCCGAGUUCGCCAGUGUGGCCGCCCUCUUGGCUCACUACUCGGCGGCGCCGGGGGGCUGCUUCUGCCGCCUGGCCCCCGGCCACCGCAACCCCGGCUACGAGGAGCGGGACCCCGGCGGCGGGGCCGGCGCCUGCGGGGGGGAGUCCGCCUGGGCCCCCUCUGCCCCCAUCGGGGUGCAGCAUGAGCGAGGGUAG
Lepidothrix coronata (blue-crowned manakin) is the source of this 2001-nucleotide messenger RNA. RefSeq names its product SH2 domain containing 5 (gene SH2D5). The record is from RefSeq and is a predicted model, not a curated record. Gene Ontology annotation, cellular component: postsynaptic density. The transcript has 10 exons. Bases 724 to 2001 code for a protein of 425 amino acids. Lineage: Eukaryota; Metazoa; Chordata; Aves; Passeriformes; Pipridae.